GCAAAUUUAUCGGGCAUGCCAAAAGUUUCCGCCAUUUUCAUAUUUUUAUUUGCAUACCACACAGUGUACUAGUUUACCAUGUUCUCUUUGUUACACAUGUAAAUAAACACAUGCAGAACGUGAUUAAUCGUAUAUAAUUCCAUGCCAAAUUUGUUAUGACACUGGGAAGAUGCUGUCUUUUGUCAAUAUUUCGCUACACAUCCGAAUUAUCUAAACAGCAGUGCGGUCAGAAUCGAGGCGCGAAAUUAUAUUUACUUCAAGGUUCUUCCUUAUCAAUCGGUGUACAUUGGCUAGACAGGAUACAAGAUAAGUCAUUGACUUUUCUGUGUUUUUCUACAAAUAUGGCUUCGACUAGUAACUCUAAGAGCGAUCAAAAAGAGACAACUAAUAGACUUGCUUUGGAAAAAUCUCCUUAUUUGAAACAACAUGCCACUAAUCCGGUCGAUUGGUAUCCAUGGUGCGACGAAGCCUUAAAGAAGGCAAAGGAAGAGAAUAAAUUGAUUUUUUUAUCCGUUGGAUACUCUACGUGCCAUUGGUGUCAUGUUAUGGAGAAAGAGUCUUUCAAAAAUAAGGAAAUUGCUGAGAUAAUGAAUAAGAAUUUUGUUAAUAUAAAAGUAGACAGAGAAGAAAGGCCAGAUAUCGAUAAGAUAUACAUGACUUUCGUACAGGCAAUGACUGGUCAUGGUGGUUGGCCAAUGAGCGUAUUUCUUGUCCCUGAUUUAACACCCAUAAUUGGUGGAACAUACUUUCCUCCGGAAGAUACAUCCAGACAAACUGGAUUUAAGACGAUCUUGCUCAAUAUUGCUCAAAAGUGGAAACGACUUAGAUCUACAAUGGUAGAAACUGGCGCCCAUAAUCUGAAAACAUUAAGAAAUAUUUCUGAACUUUCAUACACGUCAAAGACACACGAAGUGCCUUCGUUGGAGUGUAGAAAGAUAUGCAUUCAACAACUUUCGAACGAAUUUGAACCUGAAUUUGGUGGAUUCGGAUCAGCUUAUAUGCAAUCGCCUAAAUUUCCACAGCCGGUGAAUUUUAAUUUUUUGUUUCACAUGUAUAUGCGUCGACCUAACGACGAGCUUGCUAAAAAAUGCCUGCAUAUGUGUGUAUAUACUUUGACAAAAAUGUCCUAUGGUGGCAUUCAUGACCACGUAGGUCAGGGUUUUUCAAGGUACGCAACAGAUGGUGAGUGGCAUGUCCCUCAUUUUGAAAAGAUGUUAUAUGAUCAGGGACAGUUAAUGCAGUCCUAUGCAGAUGCGUAUCUUGCAACAAAGGAUGUUCUUUUUGCUGAAAUUGUUGAUGACAUAGCUACUUAUGUAACAAGAGAUCUGCGUCACAAGGCAGGGGGUUUUUAUAGUGCUGAAGAUGCAGACUCGUACCCCACGCCUGAUGCAAAAGUAAAAAAGGAGGGUGCGUUUUAUGUGUGGACUGCUACGGAAGUUAAGACGCUUUUGGACGAAGAAAUUUCAAACGGAAAGAACAUUAAAUUGUCCGAUAUUUUUUGUCAUCACUUCAACAUAAAAGAGUCUGGAAACGUAAAAAAGUAUCAAGAUCCUCAUGGCGAAUUAACAGGAAAAAAUGUAUUGAUGGUGUACAAUGGAAUCGAAGCCACUGCUAAACAUUUUAAGCUAACUAACGAAGAAACGAAGACGCAUUUGAAAAAGGCAUGUUCCAUUUUAUACAAAGCUAGGUCUGUAAGGCCACGACCUCAUUUGGAUGAUAAAAUUAUUACAGCAUGGAAUGGCCUUAUGAUAAGUGGUUUAGCGCGUGGAGGAGCGGCAGUUGGUAAUAAACAAUAUAUCGAAUACGCGACAGAUGCGGCGAAAUUUAUCGAACGUUAUCUCUUUGAUGAAACUAAAGGUGUGCUACUUCGUAGUUGUUACCGCGGUGAGAACGAUACAAUUACACAGACGAGUGUUCCCAUAUCCGGUUUUCUGGACGAUUACGCGUUCGUUGUAAAAGGAUUGCUGGACUUGUACGAAGCUAGCUUGCAAGAACGAUGGCUGGAAUUUGCCGAAAAAUUACACGAUAUUCAAGAUAAACUUUUCUGGGACGAAACGAACGGUGGAUAUUUUUCAACAACGUCGGACGAUUCCGUUGUAAUUCUCCGACUCAAGGAAGCCCAUGAUGGAGCAGAACCAUCCGGUAACUCGAUUGCCGCCGAAAAUUUGCUAAGACUGGCGGACUACUUAGGUCGCAACGAACUCAAGGAUAAAGCCGUCCGUCUUUUUGGAGCAUUUAGACAAUUACUGGUGCAAAGACCCAUCGCGGUUCCACAACUAGCAUUGGCGCUUGUACGCUAUCACGAUGAUGCAACGCAGAUUUAUAUCGCUGGGAAACGAGGGGCGAGGGACACCAACGACUUACUUCGCGUCGUGUACGACCGUCUAAUACCUGGCAAGACUCUUUUCUUGGUCGAUCACAAUGAGUCUAGUAAUAUAUUAUUCCGUAAGAACGAACAUCUCAGCAGGAUGAAGCCUUUGGAUGGUAGAGCAACGGCUUAUGUUUGUCGACAUCAUACGUGCUCUUUACCUGUCACGGAUCCCGAACGAUUAGUAGUAAUGCUAGAGGAGCAGCGACAUUUCGUCAACGAACAACUUAACCUUGUAGAUGUUUGAACUGUUCUUUAGUCCUCUUGAAGAAAGAUCCGUUACGCUAAUAGGAAAACAAUAUUAUCUAUAUGUCGUUUACGCGAGCAUGUUUUUCCGUAGUACGUUACGCAUAUCGUAAAGUGUAGUAAAUUUUACUAAACUAUGCGUUACAACCUGCACUGUAUAAUAAAAGAUUCGAUCGUUACCUCUAGAGCGAGGAAACCAAUACUUGUUACAUACGAUUGUAAAUACUUUAUUUUUUGUUUAAUAAAGCGAAGAUGUUGAAGUAAAAAUUAUUUAUUCGAAGCUAAUAAUGCGUGGUGCCCGUUCGUUUGAAAUAUUUGAUAUUUUUGGGUGAGGCUCGCGAGUCCAUUUAGGUCCAUGACAGAAUACGUUUACAAUCUCGAAUCGAGCCAGCAUAAUUUUUCCCCGAGUAUUGGUUUUUGAUCAUCGACAGACUUUUGUCGAGAGCGAUGUAGUGCGGUACCUACCGCAAAAUCUCGCGUUGAAUUCCAACCGAAAAUAGACGCAGUAUAUAAACCACUAGAGGAAAAGAGAGGAUGAAAGAGAGGGCGAGAGGAGAAAGUGGGAAGGAAGCCCGGAACGAGAUCUCUCGAAUUUCAGAUUUAGGAAACCGUAGAUAUUCCACCUCUGUAAGCUAGACACGUUCAUCUAAAAUUGUUAGUUAAUAAUUGUACAUUAAAACAUUAUGUAUCGAGGAUACGAGACUAAAUUUAUGGUUGUUUAAAAUUUAGAUUUUUUGC
This is a messenger RNA of Colletes gigas, 3352 nucleotides long. RefSeq names its product spermatogenesis-associated protein 20. Gene Ontology annotation, biological process: carbohydrate metabolic process. Bases 156 to 2615 code for a protein of 819 amino acids. The record is from RefSeq and is a predicted model, not a curated record. NCBI's taxonomy places the organism in Eukaryota, Metazoa, Arthropoda, Insecta, Hymenoptera, Colletidae. The transcript has 13 exons.